This is a messenger RNA of Megalops cyprinoides (Indo-Pacific tarpon), 1410 nucleotides long. RefSeq names its product matrix metalloproteinase-19-like. The transcript is spliced from 9 exons. Gene Ontology annotation, molecular function: metalloendopeptidase activity; zinc ion binding. Gene Ontology annotation, cellular component: extracellular matrix. Gene Ontology annotation, biological process: proteolysis; extracellular matrix organization; collagen catabolic process. The record is from RefSeq and is a predicted model, not a curated record. Lineage: Eukaryota; Metazoa; Chordata; Actinopteri; Elopiformes; Megalopidae.
AUGGGUUACCUGGUUCUCUGGAUGCUGCUCUCAACCGCACUGUGUGCUCUGACUGCUGUGAUCGACAGGCAGGAACUGAUGGAAGCCACGUCUUACCUGAAGAAAUAUGGCUACCUGGAAACCUCACUGGACCCAAAAAGCCAAGGGAAUCAAAUGGAGGAGGUCACAGAGGCGCUCAGAAUCUUCCAGAAGGUGACUGACCUGCCUGUCACGGGGAAGAUCGACAAGGCCACGCUGGUUAAGAUGAGACAACCUCGCUGUGGCAUCGAGGAUCCUUUCAACCAAAAAUCCCUCAAAUAUCGGCUGAUGGGCUACUGGCGUAAGAAAAACCUAUCCUACCGCAUCUAUAAUUACACCCCUCAUCUGGGAUUAGCCAAAACGCGCUCGGCCAUCCAAUCAGCAUUCAAGUACUGGAGCGAUGCGUCCCCCCUGACUUUCCAGGAGGUGCACGGAGGGCGGCCCGACAUCAAGAUCUCCUUUCACAAGAAGGAUGGCUACUGUCCUGUCCCCUUCGAUGGACCAGGGCGGGUACUGGCCCACGCCGACGCCCCCGAGUCGGGGAUUGUGCAUUUCGACGGCUCCGAGUUUUGGACCGAAGGGAAGGAUUACGGCUCCAACCUGCGCAUUGUCGCGGCACAUGAGAUCGGCCACGCCCUGGGGCUGGGCCACUCGCAGUACAGCAGCGCCCUGAUGGGGCCCGUCUACAGCGGGUACCGCUCCAACUUUCGCCUGCACCCUGACGAUGUGCGAGGGAUCCAGGCUCUGUAUGGUGAGGUCAAGUCUUGCUAAGCAUCACAUGCUCUGCACCCUGCGCCUGCCAUUCCAAAGGAGGAGAAAGAGAUUGAUCCCUGCUCUGAUGACCUCGAUGACAUCAUUGUUGGGCCCUUGAGGAAGACGUACGCUUUCAGGGGGGACUAUGUGUGGACGUUGUCGGAUAAGGGGUACAACACACCUGUCAAAACCAGCCUCCUGUGGAAGGGCCUGCCUGGGAACCUCAACGCAGCCGUCCACUCCCAGAGAACUGGAAAGACCUACUUCUUCAAAGGUGACAAAGUGUGGAGGUACACAGGCUUCCAGAUGGACCAGGGAUACCCUAAACAGCUGUCCCUCAUUCCCUCCAACAUCGACACAGCCCUGUACCUCGAGCCCAGCAAGAAAAUAGUCUUCCUUAAGGGCUCUGAGUACUGGGAGUGGGAUGAGCUGGUGAACACAGGCUUCAGCAGGUCCCCCAAACCCGUCUCCCAGCUGUUCUCCGGGGUCCCAUCCCAACCGGAUGCUGCUCUCACCUGGACCAACGGCUACAUCUACUUCUUCAAGGGCAACGACUACUGGCGUGUCAACAAGCAGCUGAAAGUGGACAGCGGGUACCCGCAUAGCAAGAAGGAUGACUGGAUGCAGUGUGACGACUAG